Messenger RNA from Acipenser ruthenus (sterlet), 1707 nucleotides. Its product is annotated as P2Y purinoceptor 14-like. Gene Ontology annotation, biological process: G protein-coupled receptor signaling pathway. The transcript has 2 exons. Gene Ontology annotation, cellular component: membrane. The coding region runs from base 84 to 1160 and encodes 358 amino acids. Gene Ontology annotation, molecular function: G protein-coupled purinergic nucleotide receptor activity. NCBI's taxonomy places the organism in Eukaryota, Metazoa, Chordata, Actinopteri, Acipenseriformes, Acipenseridae. The record is from RefSeq and is a predicted model, not a curated record.
CUCAAUGAAGGAAAUAGCAAACCAACACAGCCACGGUAUAUGAGUAAGGCGAAGAGUCCUUAUUAAACACAUGACGCCUUCCAAUGCUUGCUACAAGUACCACAGAUAUACAAGACACGGCUAUGAUGCUUCCUCAGGAAAAUACAACAACAGCAAAUACAACAACUUGUAUUCAGCAUCCCACCGCUACCAUGAACACAAUUCUUGCUGUGGUCUACUCUUUCAUUUUUAUCAUUGGGCUUGUUCUGAAUAGUCUUCCCCUGUGGGUUUACUUUUGUCAUACGCACACCAAAAACUGUGUCAACGUCUACUUGAAAAACCUGGCAAUAGCUGACUUCUUAUUAAUUUUGUCCUUGCCGGUGAAAAUUACUGCAUACUCAACCAGUUAUACAAUUGUCCGCCAGAUUUACUGUACCAUUUCAGCAACAGUUUUCUACCUGAACAUGUAUGCAAGCAUCUUGUUUAUGGAAUAUAUUGGAGCAAACAGGUACCUCAAAAUCGUGAAGCCACUUGAAACUUACAAAUGGCAGACUGUUAAGGCUGCAAAAUAUAUUUCUCUUGGAACCUGGAUACUGCUUCUCAGCAUUGGUGUGGGACACAUGUACCUCUCAAGCAACACUCCAGGAACCACAAGCAAAUGUAAUGUCAGUAAUGUCAGUGUCUCCGGAAAGCUGUUCAGUGUAGUAGUGCAUACUUCUUCAUUAAUCUUGUUUAUGUUUGUGCUCACAUCGCUCUGCUUUUUCUAUGUCCAAAUGUCCAAAAGGUUAAAAGGCAACACAUUUUCCUCAAACAUAAAGCUAAGGAAGUCCAGGAACAACAUUUUAGUUCUAGUAACUGUAUUUUCAGUUUGUUUUGUACCCUACCACAUAGUCAGGCUUCCUUAUGUUUUAGCAAACAGCAAAAUAAUCACCAGUUGCUUCUGGGAAAACCAUUUACAUUAUUUAAAGGAAUUUGCCACCGUUCUGUCAAGUCUCAAUGCCUGUCUAGAUCCUAUGAUUUAUUUCAUCUUUUGCAAAGCGUUUCGGGCUAAAUUAUGUUUAGAAAAGUAUCUUAUAAAGAAGAACACUUUACCAGCAAACCAAGCCAGAGGAAAUGAAGAGAUAGAUUUUUCUAUUCAGGGGGCUACAGCGAUGAAUACUCUUGACCAAUCACACAUCUGAGCAUGUUAAUAGCUUUUCUAAUGUUUCUUUGUGCGGUCACCCUGUUUGAACGCUUGUAUUCAUUCGGAGUAGUCAGUGUGCCUUCUUAUUUUACAUGACGUAAGCCUCUUUGAUGCUAAAAGAACAUACCAUUUACACCAGAAAGGUUUUAUAACAUAUAUUAUGUAAAGAUGUGUACUAAGAUAUGGAUAUUUGUUAUAUAAUAUCAUUUUCAAUUCUUAUCAUCAAUCACUGCACUAUUUCAUACAGUAUCCUAUCUGUACGUAUUUUCCUCCAGUAAUGUUGUUGAAGCUGACACCCUGGGAUCCUUCAAGAAGCUGCUUGAUGAGAUUAUGGGAUCAAUAAGCUACUAACAGCCAAACGAUUGUAACCUUUCUUAUGUUCUUUGUAUGUUCUUAAUAAAUAAAAACAGAAUGUUACCGAAGCAGUGUGGACACUUUGUUAAUGUAAGACUAGAAGCUGAGAGGGAAUAUUUUAGGGUACUAAUUUAGGUUGUGCUCUUGCCAUACACACCAGUUUGAUGUACUGUAUGCUAGAAACCACAAGU